Oryza brachyantha (malo sina) is the source of this 6716-nucleotide messenger RNA. RefSeq lists its product as uncharacterized. The transcript has 12 exons. NCBI's taxonomy places the organism in Eukaryota, Viridiplantae, Streptophyta, Magnoliopsida, Poales, Poaceae. Gene Ontology annotation, biological process: ribosome biogenesis. The coding region runs from base 47 to 5971 and encodes 1974 amino acids. The record is from RefSeq and is a predicted model, not a curated record. Gene Ontology annotation, cellular component: nucleolus.
GGGGCAAAAACCCAGACAGAACCCUAGCCUCCUCCCUCGCGCUCCCAUGGAGACGGCUGCCGCGAACCCAGGCGCGGCCAGGAAGCGGCGGCGGAGCCGGUCGCCGCCUCCCGACGGAGAGGGGCCGAGCGAGCCCGGAUUGGCCAAGCCUCGUUUCGACGGCGGCGGCGGCGGCGGCGGCACGAGGAGUGGCUGGGAAAACCUCGACCUCGUGCUCUCACUCCAGGGCAAGGAGCUCUCCCUCGAAAGAAAGAUUGAACUAGCCCUCAAUUUUCUAACUACAGAGUCAUGGUCAAACCAUGGCCACAGAGCAGACAUUGUUCAGUUACUACGAGUGGUGUCAUAUGUUGGAAACUGGGUGCAGUCUAUCUUAGUUUUGCCUGAGAACACUAAGAAAAUGUCAGAGCCUUUUGAUCCAGUGCUAGAUUAUAGAUGCUGGGCCAUUUUGCGAUUUUGCAUGGAAAAGAAGCCAUCCAUCUCAAUUUCCCCAAACUUACUUAAAUCGCUUGGUCAUGUUGCAAGGAAUGGUUUGACCAGAGUUGAUACCAGUGCUUUGUACGAUGACAGUGAUUCAGUUGAUCUCUUUGAACAAGUUUUAGGGUGCAUGUCCUCUGUUUUCUCCAUCAAUACAAGAACAUUCUUCAAUGCAGGUGUUGAUUUAUGGGCCUCUUGUGCCAUUGAGGUUAUCGGCCUUGCCCAGAAGGUUUCGCCUAAUGAGAUGAAUGGCUGUAUUGUUCUUUGGAAUCUUGGGAUUUGUCUGUUUGAGCAAUUUUCAAGCUUUCUGAGAUUCUAUGCAAAUCCUAAGAAUAUUUUCCGCACUUUUGUUGAUAGGAUUCUUGACCCUCUGUUGGAGUUGUUGGUUUUGCUUAAUUCACAAGCGAAUUCCCUCAAGCACAGGCAGGAUGGGACCAUGUUGAAGGUUGUUGAAGAAAUUUUGUCCAAUGGAUUGUUUCAUCCCCAACAUCUCAGUGGAUAUUUUGGCCUCAAGAAUUUGGAUAAAUCGUCAACUACUAAGGAUGUCAUAGGAAGCUAUCAUAGGCAUCUAUUUGAGCGUUUCAAAGCAAUAAAAGCAGAAAACAAGUCUGUGAUGCUGGCAGGGUUUGUUUACUUGCUUCAGUUGUUUAUUAGAAGAUCUGGAAACCAGAGAGCCUCUCUAGCACCGAGGGCAACAAGCUUGCAAAAAAGUAGUGAGGGCUCUGAAGAACCUCAUCAUCAUAGGGAAGCACUUUUUGAAGUGUUUAUGCAGUUUAUGGAACCCUUGAUCUUAGAGUGUACAUCAUAUUCAGAGAAGGACUUCUCUACUUUAGGAGUCACAAAACUAGUAGAAGUUCACUGUAUGCUGAAGUCCAUUAAUAAGGUGUUGACAACAGUUAUUGAAGAGAAAAUCUAUGUACCUACAGAGGACACAUCAGAAGGAUCUUACUUUGAGUUCUUGCAAGAUAUUUACAGGGUGUUGCUCUCAAUGGCUGAAAAAAUGUAUGAAUUCUGGGUGUCAGCUGGGCAUUUGGAAGAUGCAAGCAUUAAGAAGAUGCUACCUUUAAUGUUUGCUGAGAUUGUUGAUGCAGUUGGUCAUUUUUUAGUUAUUGAAUACAAGGUUAUGGGGCGUGACCUUGUGAAGUUAUGGUUAAUGAUAUUUGCUUUGUCAGCUACUAAUGCAUCUUCCGAGGACAUCAAACCCUGCUCCCUGCUAGCCUCAAAGAUUUCUGGCCUUUCAUCCCAAGUGAUUUGCACAUUCAGUGAGCUUCGUCAGGUUUCCUUCUCCAUUUUUACGUUAUGUGGUGCUUUGAGAAUGUUCAGAACUGCUGUUGUUCCUGGUGUUGUAGCAAAUUCAUUUUCUGUGUCUUUGUUACCCUCAGAUAAAUGUUUGGAAUCACUAGCAACAUUAUUAAGUUCCCAUACAUUGAGGAAUGCUAUUCGUACGUCAAUAAACUCAAUGCCUGAAGGACAGGCUAGUCGUUGCAUCGAGGAGCUAACACUAGACCUUACAGGUGCAUUGGAAUGGAUCAAAACCUCUGGCCUUUUGGGUGUUAAUUUGGAAGUGCAGGGAGAGUCAUCCUUGGUUUCAAGGGAUUCAGUGUUUAGUCAGAGAGCUGAACUUCUAGGAAGGCAUUUAUCUGAAAUAUACACAAAUGUGCUCGAGUCAAUAACUGUGACCACAUCAAACAGUACAGUUGUUGCAAAAUCUGUUGAAAAGCUGGUUGAUGCAAUCCGACCAAAUUUGUGUCAUUUGGUGAGAAAUGAAUCAAAUAGUUCAAGUGAAUUUGUUUACUCAGUUAUAGGAAAACACCUCUCUAACAAACAAGGUGCCAACUGGCAGAAGAUCUCAAGUUUGUCCUGGUUUUAUUUCUUCUUCUUCCGCAUAUAUAUGUCAUGUCGAAGUUUGUAUCUGCAAUCUAUUGGCCUCAUGCCUCCUGACUUAGCGAUAGAAGCAACAGAGCUAGUGGGGAAUUCGUUCGUUGUAUGCUGUGGGAAGGAAUGGACCAAUUCUGCCAAUAUUCUCGCAGAAGGCUACUUUGCAUGGAUUGUCCAAAAUCCGAUCCCUCUUUUUGAUAUUAUUGAAAUUUUAACACAAUCUUUUUCAAGAAACUGUUCUGGGUUUACUCUGCUUGUUUUUAUCCUUAAUUUGAUGGCUCUGCAGAGAUUAAAUGACCUUAAUAGGCAGAUUAAUGCAUUUGAUUUUUUACUUGAAGACGAUACAGAUCAAUUUGACAAGGAGAAUAGUGGAGACAGUGAAUUAUUAAAGAAGUCUUGCUGUCUCGAGGCUACUCGACUCACCAGUUUUAUGAUGAGCUAUGUGAGACUAUUAUCAUCAGGAGAAAUUGGCUCUUUUUGGUGUUACGACACAAAUGCUUCCUGGGAUUUUAGUCUAUGCUCUUUGGAUGAAUUUUCAUUUCCCAUAGCAACUUGGCGACUUCUGUGUGAAAACAUUGAUAUUUGGAGUCCCCAUGCAUCUAAAAAGGAUAUGAAGAACUUCUUUUCUAAUCUGAUAAAGUUUGCUUUUGUUCAAAAGAGGUCAUGCAGAGAUGUGGAUAAUAGUGGCAGCCAAUCUUCAUAUCGAGAAAUAACUCUGCAUAAUGUUUCAGUGGAGCUCCUUUGCGAUACUAUUAUAUAUGAUCGAAAGGUUCUGUUGAAGAAUUUGGUGUCAAGUUCUUGCCAUGCUCUGAAGAAAGCAGUAUUGUCUUUUGUUACUGAUGCUAAUGAAGAUAGUGCCUUGUUGGACUCACCGCCUGAUUUAGUGUAUACAUUAGCUAAACUGGAAAAUGAGAAGUUUCCUGUUACAGAUUCUGAUGUUACACAUACAGAUGCCAUAGAUAAACUAUGGAUUUGUGAGGAUUUACUUAAUUAUUUUAGUACAGUUCCUGGAUUUCAUGCAAACUUCAAGUCAUUCUUGCAACUUAUAGCUUACAUACUCCAUCUGGAAAGACUCCUGCUAAUGGCAAUGCUAUGUCAUCGUUAUGAAUCGUGUAGUUCCAUGGGGCUACUUCGUCUGUUUGUAUGCUGUCGAAGAGCAAUGAAACAUCUUAUCUUGAAUUUUGGUAAAGAAUUCCCAGGGUUAAAGCAAUAUUCAGCAUUUUCCAAGAUUUUUGGUGACUCUUGUCUGAUUUGGCUUUUGAGAUCUGCUCAGGAACUCGUCAGUUUGUCACACAAAAUAUUUGAAGAGCACACCGAUCAGUUGAAUAAUACAAUUUUCUCCCUGGUAGAUAAGACAUCAGAAAUAUUUUCGACACUAACUAACAUGAAUUCUGUAUUUUGCUUGUUGGGCCCGAAGAAACAAAUCACAUCUUCCCUGAACUGUAGUCGAGAAUGCAGUACUCACAGUACUCAAGAAAAUGAUGAUCAGGCAUUCGAUAUGCUAGAAAGUGCAGCUUUCGAGCAUGUCAAAGUUAUGGCUGAACUGUUACAGAAGUCUACAGCUAGCAUUCCUGUAACUGUGGAGGGUAGUCAUUGUGUUAUCAAAUUAGAGAACUGUUAUGAGACUGUAUGCUGGGAUAGAUUGCUGUGCACUAUGUCUUGCAUAAGAGGAUUCUUAUGGGGUCUUGUUUCAGCACUAGAAGGCACAUGCAAAGAUUAUCGAUCAAGCUCAGAGGAAAGAAACAUGAUGUUUCAGUAUGCCUCCAGAUUCAGUAGUUAUGUUGCUAACUUUGAGAUGUUUGUAGAUAUUUGCCUGCAUGUGUUGUUUAUGGAGACCAAGGACUGCGAGUUAGCUGAUUUAAUCUCUGUUCAUCUUCCACAAGAGCUAGACUGUGAGAACAGAUCUCUGAAUAUUUCUGUAAUCAUGGAUGAAUGGACUAAGCAUCAAUCAGAGGACAACGAAUUUCACUCUGAUGGUGUACUAAAUAUUUCAAUGGAAACUCAUGGUUUUGAUCUGCCCAAAGUGCAAUUUGUGAAAGGAUUUCUUUUGGAAAACCUUUUAAGUGGUAAGGGUCCAUCCGUAGCCUUUACUUUAAGAGAGUUCUAUAAUGCAUCUGCUGCUAUUAUAAAACUGAAGGGAACCUUAUCAUUUCCGAGCGAGGUUUGUAGACAAAAAUGCAGUCCUUUCCAAAAGCUUUCAUUGGGUCCAAUGGUUGGGACAGCUUAUAUCGCUCUACAGAAAAUUGCAGACAUGUCUAACUGGCCUGAAAUGUUUUCUCUUUUAUGGAUUGACGGAAUAUUAGGUUAUCUUGAAGCUUUAGGAAGCUUUUUGACAUUACCUGAAAUCAACAUGUCAAAAGAAUUUUACACUCAAAUUGUAAAUGCUCAUUUGAGAGCUAUUGGAAAAUGCAUUUUGCUUCAAGGAAAAAAUGCAACUCUGCCUACCCAUGAGAUUGGAUCAAGUACAAAGACGCUAUAUUUGCAGAAUAUAACUGGCCAUGCUGAUACUAAAGGUAUCAUCAAUGGUCACAACAGAUUAAAUUCAUUGAAAUCAAGACUUAGACAUUCAUUGAGAAGAUAUGUCAAUGUGUCAUCAAACAUGCUUCUAAAUACAGCUCUGCAAAUCAUUGAAAGAGCAUUGGUUGGAGUGAAUCAUUUCAGUCAUUCAAUAUAUGAAGUAAACACAGGGAAUUGUGAUGGUGGGGCAGUUUCUUCUGAUGUUGCUGCGGGGAUUGAUUGCCUCUAUCUGGUUCUUGAAACUGUGCCAGGAAAUAAACGUGUUUUUAAGAGAACCGUCCCAGGCCUAAUAGGUGCUCUAUUCAAUAUUGUUUUACACCUUGAAAGUUCAUUUAUUUUCUACACAGAGAAGAUGCAUGCCAACCCUUAUUUGCAUCCAGAUGCCGGAGCCACUGUCCUAAUGUGUAUUGAGGUUAUAACAGCGUUUGUGGGGAGACAUUCUUUUCAAAUCGAUGCAUGCCAUGUCUCUCAGUGCUUGCAUGUUCCCAUGACACUUUUUAAGGGCUUCAAACAUCUUCUUUCAUGCCAGAAUAUAUCCCAUUCUUGCAAUCCGAGUGUAGAUCAACUGGCAGCUAGUAAUGAAUAUGUACUUAAUAGACAAUUUUCAGUUGACAUGUAUGCUUCGUGCUGCAAAUUGUUAUGUACUACUAUUCGACACCAACAGCGUGAGGUUGCACGAUGCGUGGCUGUUCUGGAAGAUUCAGUAAACAUACUUCUAAGUUGUCUGGAGUCUGCAAAUCCCAAGAUGGUUAGCAGGGCUGGAUAUUUUUCUUGGAACAUGGAGGAAUCAAUGAAAUGUGCUUCAUUUUUUAGAAGGAUUUAUGAAGAGAUGCGCCAACAAAGAGAAAUCCUAGGAAAACACUCGAUGUACUUUCUUGCAGGUUACAUUUCUAUGUAUUCUGGACAGGGCCCACUGCAAACAGGCAUAACACGAGAAAUUGACGAGUCCUUGAGACCUGGGGUUUAUUCCCUUAUUGACAUCUGCGAGGAAAGUGAUCUUCAACUGCUCCACACAUAUCUGGGUGAGGGCCCAUGCCGAACAACUUUUGCUAAUCUGGUGCACGAUUACAAAUUAAACUUCCAGUAUCAGGGCAAAAUCUAGUCCCAAUUGCUGAAGACUUUGGAACAUUUGGUGUUGAUCCAUCAUAUUCUGCAUAAGAUAUGCGGCUUACUGAAGAUUUAAAGGUCAUCGAAUUAAUCUGCUGGAUUUGUAUGUCGUAGCAAAUGGAAAUGAACAAACCCCAAUUGUUCGUACUUCAAGAAAAAUCAUUUCUUGGUGAUCUGUAACCUGUGGAUCUUGUUCCAUAAACCAACUCGUUAAACCGCCGACUUAGAGGUUUGGGAUGAUCCACGCCGUGAUACGUGGUCAUUGUCAAUUCGUGGCCGCGAGAGAAUAUCUGAGGUGAUUGGAGGAGGGGAUAAGGUAACCAUGGAAGGUGUGAUGUGCUACACAUGGUGGGCGCAUGAUGGGUGGGGGCAUGCGGAGGAAUUAGGUGGAUGCGGCAACAAGAUAGCCGAAGAUGGACCAAAAGCUGGCGCACACAUGCACACAGUAGCCACUAUCAUUGGAUAAAAAGAGUCUUUGCUAAGUUGCUAGGCCACAGGGAUGAAUCAGAUUCCCACGAUGUGUUAUCCAUCUCUCUGAUCAUGACUGGACACUUACAACCUGAUCCACAUGUGUCUAUGGCACUACACCGUGCACCAGGUAGCCCUGAGAUUUUGCUUCCAUCUUAAUUUCGGCCUGUAGUCUACCUCUCAUGAUUGAUGUCUUAUCUUACCCAAGCUUUACCUUAAUCAUUCAUUUUGUCGAAUAAUGCGCUUGUUAAAAACGUGCAUACAGUGGUAUU